Baudoinia panamericana UAMH 10762 is the source of this 591-nucleotide messenger RNA. RefSeq lists its product as uncharacterized. The record is from RefSeq and is a predicted model, not a curated record. The transcript has a single exon. NCBI's taxonomy places the organism in Eukaryota, Fungi, Ascomycota, Dothideomycetes, Mycosphaerellales, Teratosphaeriaceae. The coding region runs from base 1 to 591 and encodes 196 amino acids.
AUGUAUUUAUCCUACUCUACCUACCUUCGACUGCUAUACAGCACCCUUUCGGAGUCUAUUGAAGGAUUCACUGGAACACUACACAACCUCUUGCUUAAGAACUACACCCACCGUUACGAGAUGUCUUCUGCACCAACUCCGACUGUUCCGUCAGUACCUUUGCCGCUUACAUUCCUCGGCGAGCUGUCCAAAGUGCCGCGCGAAUACGUUGGGUGCGCCGUAGGCCUCUGCCUCGCAAUCCUCGUCUUGUGUCCGCUCUGGUCCGACCGCAUCACCAAGCAGACCCAACUCGGCGUUGAAAAGAUAAAGGCCAGCGUCGAAGAACAAAAGAUCAAGCAGCUUGAACUGCAGCUCCAAAACGAAGCCGCAAAGCUCCAGAACGAAGCCGCAAAGCUCAAGGUCGAGGAGCAAAAGCUUGCGCAGCUUCACACCCAACUUCAAAUUCAGCGCGAGCUGACCGACCGUGCGGCUACUACAUCGACCGUCUCCACACAGCCUACUCAACCAAGCACACCAGAUCAACGUGCAACCAGCAAUCAGACUCAUCACAGCCGGUCGCCCUCACUGCUUGCUUCACCAACAGUCAACUGA